Molecule: messenger RNA, 1408 nt
Organism: Alligator sinensis (Chinese alligator)
Lineage: Eukaryota; Metazoa; Chordata; Crocodylia; Alligatoridae
Gene: SBSPON
Product: somatomedin B and thrombospondin type 1 domain containing
Exons: 5
Coding region: 383-1036 (217 amino acids)
Source: RefSeq, a predicted model, not a curated record
UGCAGCUAGGGAAGUAGAACUAAAGAGACUGGAGAAGGACUUAGCCUGCUUUAUUUGCUUGGUUGGCUGGCUGGCUGGUUAUACCUCCAUAGUUACUUCUAGAGUCUCUGCUGCUAUAGCUUCUGCUCAGUUUUUAAUUGCGUGUCCUCUAAGUAGCUGCACAAUCCUCACUCCACAGAGGGUAAAUGGAGGCACAGGAAAGCUAAAUGACUCUGAGGUCACAUGGGGAAAUUGGUGGCAUAGGCGACGUGUAGGGGAGGCACAGGGGUGGGGCAUGUCCCCCGCCUGGAAGUGCUGGUGCCCCCCCUGAGAGCAAGCACUCCAGCUGGUAGGGGGGCACAGAGCGCGCUCAUACCCCCCUUGAAUUGGCUCUGCUGGCAGGAUGUUGUCAUCAGAAGUGCCAGCGGCAGAAGUCCUGGCACUUCCACCGCUGCUGUGCCGCAUGCAGAAGUCUCUUCCUUGCGUUGUGGGGGAGUGGAGUCACUGGAGUGGUUGCGGAAAGCAGUGUAAACCUAAUUUUCGAAUGCGUAGGCGCUAUGUGCAACAAGAACCUAAGAACGGUGGGGAACCUUGUCCUCCACUAGAGGAGAAGGCUGGCUGCCUGGAAUACGUGACUUAUGAAGGACAGAACUGCGGACAUGAUCACGUUCCUGCUUUCAUAACAACCUUUGAAUACAGUAAGGAGAGAAAAAGACGAGCAGCAUCUCCUCUAUGGUCUUCAGACACAGAAGAAUCCAGCAGCUAUUGUGUGGAAUUUAAAACUGAGUCACUCUCUCACCACUGUACUCUGGAGAAUCGUCCUUAUGCUCGGUGGAUGCAGUAUAUAAGAGAAGGGUACACAGUAUGUGUAGCUUGCCAACCUCCAGCUAUGCAAAGUGGCAAUCAUCGUUGUUCUGGAGAUGGCCUUAAUGCUGAUGGAAAUAAAGUUCUCCACUGGCAAGCAGUUGGCAAUCCGCAGUGCCAAGGAACAUGGAAGAAAGUGCGGCAAGUGGAGGAGUGUUCCUGUCCUGGUGUGCAUAGUUUUAUUUUUACAUAAAAAAUAAUUUGUUUAUAAUAAAGAACAUUUGUGAAUGUUAAAAACCAAUGUAACACUCUGAAACCAAAAAUUAAAAACUACACUUUUCUGCUGUAUUUGCUGAACUUGGAACAAGAAAGACUUUGGGAGAUAUUCCGAUUUGUGCCUUGACCCUCGUUCGUAUAUAGGAAUUAACAUGAAAUUUUCUACUUCUGAAUGUAUUAGCUUCCAUUUCUCUCUUUUGUAAUUAAAGACUGAAUUCUUCCAACUGGAGCAAUUUCACUUCUUAACAACUUAAUUCCUUGCAGGACAAUCUUGUAGGAGUUGCAGUAAGAGCGGCAUCACCACAUGUCCUGGUUUGGCCACAACGCACAGAAUUUAGUCACCUGGUCC